Molecule: messenger RNA, 1155 nt
Organism: Lindgomyces ingoldianus
Lineage: Eukaryota; Fungi; Ascomycota; Dothideomycetes; Pleosporales; Lindgomycetaceae
Exons: 1
Coding region: 1-1155 (384 amino acids)
Source: RefSeq, a predicted model, not a curated record
AUGUCAACGCCGUUCCAGUCCGCCGAAGACCAGUCGCUGUCACCCACUGCAGGCUUGGACAGCGACAUUGACCCUCUUGUUAUAAAGACUGCAAAGAAGCUUGCCGACGUGAUUAACGACUUAAAGCGCGAGCUUGACGGGCGCGACGGUACCUGUGCUGAUGUGCGCGGCACCUUUAAGCUCUCCCUGGACUCUGAUUUCUCGCACACAUAUGAGCUCUCAAUUGCGCAGGACGAAGACGGCGUCGAGUAUCCCAUCACAAUCCAUGCAAAGCACCAGAAGGUGAAGACUGGAGCAAGUGGCCAAGUCGGUGUCCACCGCAACUUCAUCACUCCCUUAAUUGCAGCUGCCUCAUCAUCUUCCGGGUACGUGCCCGCAAGGCGCGUGUCGGAUGCAGAACUCGAGAAAGAUAUUGUGUCGAGGCGUAAGAGGAAGCUAGAUGAGGACGAGGACACGUCGCGAAAGCGGCCCCGCACCGGCGACGAAGAAGACGUCAUGCCUCUAAUUACGAAAGAUGACUUGGAAGAUAUCCUAUCAAGAUUACGGGACGACAUCCAGGAAGACACCUCCGAGUGCGUCAACCACGUGCAAAAACUCCUCCGACGGUUCAAGGAGGAAUGGCACGAAAAGAGCAAAUGGGAUUACGAACAGGUGUCAAUGCGCCAAACCAGGAGUCUCUUUCGAGAUUCAAUCGCCAAUGGGGCAACACCAUCUGGCGCAUUUCCAUCACCAAGCAUUGACAAGGACGAUUCCAAUACCUCUCUACUUGAUAUGGUUCGCCAAGAAACGAGGCUCCUGUCGAGCCAGAUUCGAUGGGUUGAGGAGUGUCGGAGGGUCGCUGCAGAAGUCUAUGACAAGCGAGAAGAAACAUGGCGAACGACUUCUGCAGGAUUCCACGACCGGAACCGCGUCGACCGCGAGAGCUUCCAAAACAGUGUGCUUCAGGAGUCGGUAAUGCACGGUCGCAUACUCACUCAAAUAUUAAAUGAAGUCAAAGCGUUGGGUCAUGUUACGAUGAGCUUGAAAUGGGAGACACCGGACCACAUGUCGACUCAACCGACGUAUCCUCCAGCGCCAACUGUCCCAGCGUUCUCGACCCAGCCAGCUCCAACGCCGCGAAGUGAGGGCCCUGUCACAGGACCAAGCAAGCGAUGA